This is a messenger RNA of Spodoptera exigua (beet armyworm), 2607 nucleotides long. Lineage: Eukaryota; Metazoa; Arthropoda; Insecta; Lepidoptera; Noctuidae. The record is from the annotation of a GenBank genome assembly.
AUGGACGACGAAGAAGAUUUCGGAAUGGCAAUGACCAUCGGCUCGGAAACCACGGAAGCGGAGAAGGAAUUUGGCCUUGUCCUGGAGCAGUUACGCGAGAUGGAUGGUAUGAAGUUCAUAAACGAUGUUUACACCAAACUCUAUGACACAUACUACAAGCUGAAAGAAGAGAAUGCGCAGCACUGCGAAAGGGAAGAGGGACUCAAGGCUAAGCUGGGUCGCUUUGAUGACACCGUAACAGAUUUCAUGGGUGAAAUAGCUGAAAACCACAAAGUGAUUGAAAAACUACGAACGGAAAUCAAGGAAGCCCAAGCUCUAGCAGACGCGAUGCACGCUCGAGAACUGACCAGCGUGGAGAGCCUUGAAACUAUGAAGAAGCAAAUCGUCAGGCUUGAGAAGGAACUGGAUGCUAGGAAACGAGCUGGUGAAGAAGAUGUCGGAGCUACAUCAGCAGCCAAAGAGAAGGAGAAGUUUGAAAAAGAAAAGUUACGUCUGCAAGGUGAGCUGGAUGCUGUUAAGCAGAGGCUAGCCAACUCCGUUCAGUAUGUGGAGGAACUGGAGGCGAAAAACAAUGACAAGGAACUCAAUAUAUCCAAGCUUGAGGAGCAGAUUGAGGAAGCUGAAAACAAUGCAGUUCGUCAAAAUCGUCUCGUGGACCACCUAAAGACUGAAACAUCAACCCUCAAGUUUGAAGUGGAUAACAGAGGCGGUAUCAUCGCCUCCCUCAAUGAUAAGAUAAAGAAAAUAAAUGAAAGCACUCGUAAACUAGCGAAAGCAGAGAAAUCAAUAGAACGUCGAGAUCGCCAGCUGAGCAGCCUCACAACGAAACUGGAAGCAGCACAUAGCGAGCAAGAAGCAGCUACGACCAGAAGUGCCCAGCUGAGGGAACAACUGGAAACUAUGAACGCAGACUUAGACAGGGCCAGGACAGAACUCUCAAAUACUUCGAAGGAACUUAAGAAUGCAAUCGACGACAACAACAAAAUACGUAACGAAGCGGCGAAGCUUUCGAAGCAGUUAUUACAGCAAUCCAAGAGGUACCAGCUGCUGGAACAUAACAAAGUUGGCGUCGAAACUGAUCGUGAGCGUCUUCGGCAACAAGUGUCGGUGAUGGAGCGCGAUCUGAUGAUCAACAAGAAGCAAGCUGAGUCCGACAGGAGAGAUAUCGAGAAUUUGAAACGGGAGAAAGACAUUCUCAACAAGAACAUUCAGAAGAUACAGAAUGAAGCAUUAGAAAACCUGAAUAUGCUGGACCUACAAGAACAGAGACGCAAGCAGUUGGAGCACGAGCUGGACGUUAACACUGCGCAGAUACAAAAGCAGCGACUCAUGAUACGCACCUUCGAGAAGGACAAAGAUAGGAUGUUGGAGGAGACGAUUGCUCUUAACGAGAAAAUUGAUGAAAUAACAGAGGAAGUACGCCUCCGUACGGCUGAUAUCUUGGAUCUGAAGAAGGCACUUCGCGAGGAAACCAUAAAAUCUCGCAAACUGUCCGUCGCACUAGACGCUACUAGAGCUGAAAGAAAUAUGCUGCACAAGAACUAUACUGAAGCCCUAGAUGAGAUACAGGACUUGAAACAGAAAAUGAAGAUGCUAGCAUACCAAAUAGAACAGCUGAAAGAAGAUAUAAGUGGCAAAGAAUCUGGUCUGAAGUCAUGCGAAGGUUUCCUCGGGAAAUGUAACAAGAAGAAUGAGCAGUUGAGAAUGGAGAUACAGAAUGGACUCGCAAAAUUGUCUGAAGCGAGAGCUGAUAUUGCCGCCUUGAGGCAGGAGGAGGCCAGGCUUAAUAGGAUCGUGCAGGAAGGUGAUACAGCUCGAGCUAAGCUCAUCAAGGAGUUGGAAGGUCUGAUGAACGAGCGUGAUGUGGUCGGCGCUCAACUUGUGAGGAGGAACGAUGAGAUCUCGUUGCUUUAUGAAAAGAUACGGAUACUUGAAAUCACACUACAAAGAGGUGAGCGUCAAUACGAGCAGCGUGUGGAAGAUAUCAGACUACUCCGACUGGAGAUCAUACGACUACGCAAGGAGAAAAACUUGCUGUCCAAGGGAAUUGAGAAUAUGACCGAUUUGAGGCUCGAGGUAUUCAACCUGGAACGUGAGUUAGGUAGGGAGCGUCUCCGAGUGCGAGCGUUAGAGGAAGCGCUGGAGACUCCACUGAACGUGCACCGGUGGCGCAAGCUGCAGGGCACCGACCCGGAGAGCGUGCGACUCACACAGAAACUCCGGUUGACGCAGAAGAAAGUGCUAGCUCAAAGCGAAAUGCUUGUGUUGAAAGACCGGGAGCUGAAGGAAACUCGGAACCUGUAUGCUGCGGUCAAAGACAUGCUGGCGUUGCAGCCUAGUCCAGAGAUACAGGUAACAUUGAAUCGUACACAACGGGCUCUCACAAAUAGGACCACGAAAAUGAAGUGUUUAAUCGCAGAGCUAAGCAUGCGUGAGCGUCAAGUAAGCGAUCAACGCUUAGAACUGGAUCGUGUCAAUAGCGAACUGCACUCCUUUAAACAGAAAUAUUUUGAAAUGAAGAGGGCGUUAGACGCUGACGAAGCGAGAAGAUUGAAGGUCGCAACACCACCGUCGGCAAUAAGACCAACACCAGCUGUGGUUCCUUAG